This is a messenger RNA of Onthophagus taurus, 5972 nucleotides long. Lineage: Eukaryota; Metazoa; Arthropoda; Insecta; Coleoptera; Scarabaeidae. The record is from RefSeq and is a predicted model, not a curated record.
UCGGGUUUUGACUGGCGGCGGAAAUGUCGACUCUCGAAAGUGUUAUCCACUUGGUAGUCGUCGUGGCUGCUGCGACUUCCCGAAAUUGUGUGUUGCUUUGAAUUGAUUUCGUCGAAAAAUUUAGUUUUAAUUUUGUAUAAAUCGUUGUGGUUCGUUUAUUCCCUCUUAAACGUAAUAAAUAGAAAGAAUUAAUUGGGGUUUGGUGUAGUUUUAAAAAGGUUUUCACCUGACCAGGAAAUGUCUUCGGUUAAAGUGGCAGUUAGGGUGAGGCCCUUCAACAACCGCGAAAUAUCACGAGAAUGUCAAUGCAUUAUUCAAAUGGGAGGCAACACAACAACUAUAGCAAAUCCAAAAGCUCCACCUGGUACUAAAGACGCCAUAAAAAGUUUCAAUUUCGAUUACUCCUACUGGUCACAUAACGAAUCAGAUUCAACAUUUUCAUCACAACAAGUCGUCUACGAAGACAUCGGCGAAGAAAUGCUUCAACACUCGUUCAACGGCUACAACGUUUGUAUUUUCGCGUACGGUCAAACAGGGGCUGGAAAAUCUUACACGAUGAUGGGCAAACAAGAAGAAGGACAGGAAGGAAUCAUCCCCCAAAUUUGCAAGGAUCUUUUUAAACGUAUCAAAGAGAACGACACCGACGUUAAAUAUUCGGUUGAAGUCAGUUAUAUGGAAAUUUAUUGCGAACGCGUUCGCGAUCUUCUCAACCCGAAGAACAAGGGGAAUUUACGGGUGCGGGAACACCCGCUUUUGGGGCCGUACGUCGAGGAUUUAAGUAAGCUCGCCGUGACGAGUUACCAAGACAUCCACGAUUUAAUCGACGAGGGGAAUAAAGCUCGGACCGUGGCCGCCACGAAUAUGAACGAGACGAGUUCGAGAUCUCACGCGGUUUUUACGAUAUUUUUCACGCAACAGCGGUGCGAUGAAACGACCCAAUUGUGCACGGAGAAGGUUUCGAAGAUUUCUUUGGUUGAUUUAGCCGGAUCGGAAAGAGCCGAUUCGACCGGGGCUAAAGGAACUAGGCUUAAAGAAGGGGCUAAUAUUAAUAAGAGUUUAACUACUUUGGGGAAAGUUAUUUCAGCGUUAGCCGAAAUUUCGGCUUCGAAAAAUAAAAAAUCGAAGAAAGCCGAUUUUAUUCCAUACCGGGAUUCGGUUUUAACUUGGCUUUUAAGAGAGAAUUUGGGUGGAAACAGCAAAACUGCGAUGGUUGCAGCAAUUUCUCCCGCUGAUAUUAAUUAUGAUGAAACUUUAUCAACUUUGAGAUAUGCAGAUAGAGCGAAACAAAUCGUUUGUAAAGCUGUCGUUAACGAAGAUGCGAAUGCGAAACUUAUUCGAGAACUUAAAGAGGAGAUUCAAAAGCUUAGGGAAUUGUUAAAAGCUGAAGGAAUUGAAGUCACAGAAGACUUGAAACAAGAAACAGUUAAAAAAAAUAAUAAACCUGGGCCUGAUGGCAAAAUAAUUUACGAAAAGCGCGAGCAAAGAGGUGAAGAGGUCGCUGUUAAAUCUCCUACCGAAAAGGAACAAGUCCGAAUACGAACGCCAUCUACGACGACGGCCGAAGAAGCAGUCGAUCAACUUCAAGCUAGUGAAAAAUUAAUUGCAGAACUAAAUGAGACAUGGGAGGAAAAAUUAAAACGUACAGAAGCAAUCCGAUUACAACGCGAAGCGAUAUUCGCGGAAAUGGGGGUCGCCGUUAAAGAAGAUGGCAACACCGUCGGCGUAUUUUCUCCGAAAAAAACACCCCAUCUCGUAAAUCUAAACGAAGAUCCUUCAAUGUCCGAAUGUCUCAUCUACUACAUUAAAGACGGAUUAACACGGAUCGGUUCAGCCGAAGCCAACGUUCCUCAAGACGUCCAACUUUGCGGUUCUCACAUAAAAUCCGAACAUUGCAUAUUUGAAAACAAAGAUGGCGUUAUCGCUUUGAUUCCGAUGCACGGCGCCUUAGUUUACGUGAACGGCCGCGAGGCGUCGGAACCUGUCGUUUUAAAAACCGGAUCUAGAGUUAUUUUGGGUAAAAACCACGUCUUCCGGUUUAACAAUCCGAACGAAAGUCGAGGAGAUAAAGUGGAAAAAAGUAACGUCGAAGCCGAUUCGAUGACGGAAAGCGUUUGCGAGACAUCCGUCGAUUGGAACUUUGCGCAAGUUGAGCUGUUGGAGAAGCAAGGUAUCGAUUUAAAAGCGGAAAUGGAGAAGAGAUUGUUGAAUUUAGAGGAACAAUAUCGGAAGGAGAAAGAGGAGGCCGACCAAUUAUUCGAGGAACAAAGGAAAUCUUACGAGGCGAGGAUUGACGCACUACAAAAACAAGUUGAGGAGCAAAGUAUGACCAUGUCUAUGUACAGUUCGUUUACACCCGAAGAUUUUAAUAACGAAGAAGAUAUUUUUGUCAACCCACUAUUUGAUGCAGAGUGCAAUUGGACCGAACGCGAAUAUGAAUUAGCAGCAGCCGCUUGGCGGAAAUGGAAACACCAUCAAUUCACUUCGUUGCGUGACGAUUUAUGGGGGAACGCAAUUUUCUUAAAAGAAGCCAACGCUAUUUCUGUUGAAUUAAAGAAAAAAGUUCAAUUCCAAUUUACUCUUUUAACCGACACUUUGUACUCUCCACUUCCGGCCGAUUUAAGACCCGUCGUUGAAUUCGACCAAGAAGAAGAAGUCCCACAAAAAACGAUCGUCGCCGUCGAAGUUCAAGACACCAAAAAUGGUGCUACUCAUUAUUGGUCUUUAGAUAAAUUAAGACAACGUUUAGAACUGAUGCGAGAAAUGUACCAUAACGAAGCGGAAAUGAGCCCAACUUCCCCUGAUUACAACGUUGAGUCUUUAACUGGUGGUGAUCCAUUUUAUGAUCGAUUCCCGUGGUUUCGAAUGGUGGGAAGAGGCUUUGUAUAUUUAAGCAAUCUCCUUUACCCCGUUACUUUAAUCCACAAAGUUGCGAUUGUGAGCGAAAAAGGUGACGUUCGAGGUUAUUUAAGGGUCGCGGUCCAAGCUGUUUUAGACGAAGAUAAUUCAGAUCAGGUUGGGGUGAGGCAAAGUGCUCGAAUUGCUUUUGAAUCACCUAAAGAAAUAAUCGAUAGAAACGCAUACAACAUAGACGAAAGACGGAUUAUUGAUGGCCACAUCGAUCCAAUUAAAUUAGACGAACUCAUUGAGUGCGAAACUGAUUCCGGAAGGGGCGAUAGCUCCGUUUCGUCCGAUAUGAAAGAAGAGGAUAUCCCUGAUCAUUUAUCAUUGAGUCGCGAAUUCACUUUUAGGGUGACAGUUCUUCAAGCAGUUGGAAUUUCAACUGAAUAUGCGGAUAUUUUUUGUCAAUUUAACUUUUUACAUCGUCACGAUGAAGCGUUCUCAACGGAACCCGUUAAAAACACCGGAAAAGGAACUCCUUUAGGAUUUUACCACGUUCAAAACAUAACCGUAUCAACAACAAAAUCUUUUCUCGAUUACAUCAAAACGCAACCGAUCGUUUUCGAAGUUUUCGGUCACUAUCAACAACACCCAUUACAUAAAGACGCGAAAUUAGAAGGAUCCAUUCGACAACCACCCCGAAGAAUGCUCCCCCCAUCGAUUCCAAUCUCCCAACCGGUUCGUUCGAGCAAAUUCGGCGCUUUACCUUCACCUUGUACCGCGCAUAUUCACGCAAAAGUCGACGUUUUGGUUUGGUUCGAAAUAUGCGAAUUAGCCCCAAAUGGAGAAUACGUCCCAGCGGUUGUGGAACACAGCGAUGAUUUACCGUGUAGAGGGUUGUUUUUGCUCCAUCAAGGGAUUCAGAGACGAAUACGGAUUACAAUCGUACAUGAUCAAGCUGCGGAAAUCCGUUGGAAAGAUGUUCGGGAAUUGGUUGUUGGAAGAAUUAGAAAUUCCCCGGAAUCUGAAGAUGACGAAGAUAAUGAUAAUUCGGUUUUAUCGUUGGGGUUGUUCCCUGGGGAGUAUUUGGAGGUGCCUGGAGAUGAUAGGGUUAUGUUUCGAUUUGAGGCUGCUUGGGAUAGUUCUUUACAUAAUUCUGGGUUACUUAAUCGGGUUACAUCGCAAGGGGAACAAAUUUUUAUGACGAUUUCGGCUUAUCUUGAGCUAGAAAAUUGUGGACGCCCGGCGAUUAUAACCAAAGAUUUGAGCAUGGUUAUUUAUGGAAGAGAUGCACGAACCGCCCCGAGAUCUUUAAAACAUUUAUUUAGUGGAAAUUACAAGAAUGCUGAAGCCAAUCGACUUUCGGGAGUCUAUGAAUUGCUGUUAAGGAGGGCCAACGAAGCAGGUAGUCCAGGUGUUCAAAGGAGACAACGCCGCGUUCUCGAUACAAGUUCAACUUACGUCCGGGGUGAAGAGAAUUUACACGGUUGGAGACCCCGCGGGGACUCCCUAAUUUUCGAUCACCAAUGGGAAUUAGAAAAAUUAACUCGAUUAGAGGAAGUGGAAAGAGUUCGUCACACGUUAUUACUGCGCGAACGGUUAGGUUUAGAUCGAAUCAGUAACAAAUCUUACUUGGAAUACACGAAGAGCGAAAAAGAAGUUUGCAAUAUGGUCGCAAAAAAUAAUAGUGCAAAUGCAAUCACGAAUGCGGGUGAUCACGAGUAUUCGGAAAGAGAACGCGAUUUAUUGAAUAAAUGUGUAAGGUUGAUUCAGGGCCGUGGAAAAGAAACGACGAAUAAUAAGGAGACGGAUGUUGCGAGUCCUUCGGAGGAUUUAACGGAAAUGUCGACUUCGAUGAUUUCGAGUUUGAUUUCUGGAUCGAUUGAGUUGUGCUCGCCAGAACAUAAUACGAUACUUCCUGGGGAAUUGACCGCAUUUCCGGCUAGUCAUCCGGCGUCCCCUCAAACUGGACCUAGGGAUCCCGAAUUGGUACUUUAUGUGCCUGAUAUGGAGGAAAUUAGAAUUUCUCCGGUUGUUGCACGGAAAGGAUAUUUAAAUAUACUCGAACAUAAAACUCAUGGGUGGAAAAAAAGAUGGGUGUCCGUUCGAAGACCGUACGUUUUCAUAUUCCGCGACGAAAAAGAUCCAGUUGAGCGCGCCUUAAUCAAUUUGGCAACGGCUCAGGUCGAAUACUCCGAAGAUCAGCAAGCGAUGGUCCGCCUCCCGAACACAUUCAGCGUAGUCAGCAAACACCGCGGCUAUUUACUCCAAACGCUUCACGAAAAAGAGGUUCACGACUGGUUGUACGCCAUCAAUCCCUUAUUAGCUGGUCAAAUCCGAUCAAAAUCGGCGAGGAGAACUCUUAACACCCUAAAUCAAGGUGGGUUAAGCGCCGAUUUAGCAACAUCACAAGUAAGUAAAUGAGAAUUAAUUAAUAUGGAGUCAGUGCUUGUUUAUUAAAUUAAAAUAAUAAUAUAUUGAUAUAUAUAAUACAGGGUAGGAUUAAUUAAUUCUUUUUUUAAACGCGAUUUGGGUCCAAAUUGAAGUAUUAACGUUUGGAAGAAAAAAUGAAAACGUUUAGGGGGUGGGUUCUUAUAAAUCGUUACAUUCAGGACGAAUAAUCCUUUCUCUUCUAAAAAUUAAUAAAUUAAAAAAGGAAUUUGUCCGUUUACAGUGUGACGAUAUGUAAGAAAAUAAUUUCGGGGUUUUAAUCAACCGCGAUUGAGUCGUUUUCAUUAAAGCUUUGUUUUUACGUUGGUCCCUGCUAAAACUUUAAACGAAAAUAAUACAAAAUAAGCGACUUAAAAUCGGUUAAUGAAAUCUCGAAAUGCUUUUAGGGGUGGGUUUUCAUUUUUUCUUCCUUUUAAAACAUAAAAAUACACAACACAUGAAAUAAUACACGUUUUUAUAUACAAUUUGAGAUUAAUCUCGGGGAUUUGAGUUGAUUUUUUUUGUAUUUCUAAAACCGGAAGAAAUAAGGAUAUAAAGAUAAUAAUAAAAAUGUUUCCGGAGUAUUAAUUGUUAAAAAUAUUUUAAAUGGGGUUUAUUUUAUGAUAAAAAAAAAUGAUGAUGACAACAAAAAAUAUUAUAAAUAAACUAACAUGAUGAACUUGAUGGACAUAAUUGAGACAUAA